ACCGUGUUUAAAUGUGCUUCAGGUUCAGGUUGUUUUUGUAAGGUACUUGUAAGUAUACUUCAGAUUCUCAGGCACUCUUGAAAGUGUUUUCUGGUUUCCAAGGCACUCGGGUACUUUCCAUUUAAUCAAACAAUCCUUUACAUGUAACAUUUGAUUCCUGCGGUAGAAUUUUACCACUCAAUAGUGUCGGGACAAUAAAAAAUAAUCUUGUUAAAAGACGGCCAAUCACGGUCUCGAAUUCAACAUUCUUGCGUGAUAUUUCGACGCAUUACAUGAGUCAGGUAACGUUUUCUCAUGCUUCUGCUCAUGAGCGCGCACGCAGGCUCGGCGCGCGCGCUCCCGCAGCCCUGUUUGUUUGUGUUGGAGCGAGAGAGCGAGAGAGCUUGGAAAUGGCGGAGAGCGCCGAGCAAAGUGACAACUUGGCUUCGCGACCUGGGCCACCACGACGCCCGCGCAGUCUUGGACAUACACGGGAGUGACACGCCGAGUCGCCCCACCACCACCACCAGCAGCGCGGACUGGAAGACUCCAGGCGGGCCUACGGGGAAUUUUUUAGCGGGGUCCAGCGCGGUCUGAUUGCUUAGCCAAGCUGGCUAGCUGCGGCUAAGCUAACUGACGUUGAGGCUCGCUGGCUUCGAGUCGUGUGUGAUUUCCCCCCCCCUCCCCUUUUCUCCUCCACGCAAGCUUGUUUGUCAACAGACGCCGAUGGCAACUUGCUAGCCAGCUUGCUAAUCACAACAAAAAGCCCAAUUUAGGCGAAUCCUUUUUAUCGGAUGUUACGUGUCAGCCACUGCUGAGCGAGUGUAAAGUUACCCACCUAAAGUUAGCAACAGACAAACACCCCAAAAACAGGCCAACGUUAUCCGUCACGCAAGUUAAGUUAGCUGCAUCUCGGCUAACUGGCUGUUGUUGGACGCCCCGCAAUAGCGGGGAGGCGCGGCGGACUGGGUGGGGGAAGAAAACAACAACCGUGGAGCGGCUGCGAGAGCGCGCCGGGAGGACGACGCCUGCUUGUGCCACAACAAGGUGCAGUGUUCCCCGCAGCGCCCGCCAUGUUGCCAUGUGACGGAGGGACCGCGAAACGACCGUAAGCCACCUGGACUCGCAUCUACUUCGAAGCCCACCUCCUGCUCCACUGACCGGUCGCCAUUUUUGCGCUGGACACAAGCCGGCCGACACAUGACUCAGCCCCUGGUGACCUAGACCACCGUCAGUCAAAACUGAAAAUGAGCGCCGUCGGGGAAAGUCCCCUGGACCCUGACACGGCCGAGUCACGCAAGAGGAAAGGCUCACCAUGCGACACGUCAGCGCAAAGUCUGGAGAAGCGGCGGCGCGAGCUGGAGAGUCGCUACAUCGGCGAGCUGGCGGAGCUGCUCUCCUCCAACAUGGGCGACAUCGCCAGUCUCAGCGCCAAGCCCGACAAGUGCCACAUCCUCAAGAGCACCGUGGACCAAAUCCAACAGAUGAAGCGACGCGAGCUGGAGAAAGCAGCUCUUCGCUCUCCGGAUGACGCGGUGCAGAAGAGCGACAUCUCCUCCAGUAGCCAGGGCCUGCUGGAGAAAGAAGCCCUGGGACCCAUGCUGCUCGAGGCUCUGGAUGGCUUCUUCUUCGUGGUGAAUCGCGAAGGUCGUAUCGUCUUUGUCUCCGAGAAUGUGAUAAGCUACCUGGGCUACCCUCAAGAGGAGCUGAUGAUGUCCAGCGUCUACAGCAUCCUACACGUGGGAGACCACAACGAGUUUGUCCGCAAUCUGCUGCCCAAAAGUCUGGUGAACGGCUCGCCGUGGCCUCAGGAGUCCGCCCACAGGAGCAGCCAUACCUUCAACUGCCGCAUGCUGAAGAGGCCGCCCGACGAGAUGGACUCGGAGAACCAGGAGGCCCGGCAGCAGUACGAGAUCAUGCAGUGCUUCACCGUGUCGCAGCCCCGCACCGCAAUGCAGGAGGAGGGCGAUGACGUGCAAAGCUGCCUGAUCUGCAUCGCCUGCCGGAUGCCUCGUGCCCAGCCUGUCAGCACGGAGUCUUUUAUCACCAAGCAGGACCCGACAGGGAAGAUCAUCUCCAUCGAGACCGGUGCUCUGCGGGCGACUGGCCGGCCCGGCUGGGAGGACCUGGUCCGGAAGUGCAUCUACGCCUUCUUCCAGUCGCAGGGCAAAGAGCCCUCCCAUGCCAAAAAGCUGCUACAUGAGGUGAUGAGCCACGGCGCCGCCAUCAGCCCGCUGUACCGCUUCGCCUUGAGCGACGGAACGCUGCUCAGCGCUCAGACCCGCUGCAAGUUCUGCUGCCCCCCAAACCCGGACGUUCAGCCCUUCAUCAUGGGCAUUCACACUAUUGACAGGGAACACAACACUGGUAGCUCUCAGGAAAACUCGAACCCCAGCCUUCAGCCAACUCUGGGCAACCUCGCCCAGACGCCCUCGCCGGUCCUCGCCACCGGCAGCAACUCAAAACAAACCUCAGGCCCCGCCGCCGCCUCAGCCUCCUCCGCCCCCUCCGCCUCAACGGGGCUUCACCCGGGCAACAGCAGCGUCUCCUCGCAACGACUGAACCCGGCCGCCGGCUACUUGCCGCCCAGCCGGACGCGUCCCCAGCAGGGCAACUGCCCGUCGCCUCUCAGCAGCCCCGCCACAGCCGCCCCUACCUCGUUUAUGUCGGCUGCCGUGUCGCGGGCCAGUCCCGGACUGGCCGGGAGCCCGAGGGUGCCGGGCCUCCACUCGCCAGCGGGUGCACUGAACAGACAACACUCUGGCGGCGACGCUAGCAACGCCACCCAGGUCGGGUCAAAAGUAUGCUUGUCCAGACAAGCCGGGACCCCCACCGGUUUCUCCUCUUCCCGGCCUGGAGCGGAGGGAGGGGUACAGGACUCCGUCAAAGCCCCCCUGCCCUCUAGCACGCCGUUGGCUCAUCUCAGACUUCAUCACUCGCUGGACAGCAACGGGACAGGAAGUGACACGAGUGACGUCCACUGCACCUCGUUGCCUCAUCCCAAACCCUCUCCCGGUCCUCAGUGUCCCGCCUCCCACAGCACACUGACGGAACGGCACAAGAUCUUACAUCGACUGCUCCAGGAUAGCAACGACUCACCCACCCCUGCCGCCAUCACCACCACCUCCACCGCCACCACCUCCACCUCAUCCUCCUCCGCCACUGCCACCACGUGUGAGGACAUCGUCAACAGAAGCGAGGUGGAGAUCAAAAAAGAGCCGCCAUCCAGUCCCCUGGUGAGCGCGGCGCUGCAGCGCUCGACUUCCAGAGAGCCGCAGGACCAUCAGCUGCUGCGCUUUCUGCUCGACACGGACGAGAAGGAUUUGGGAGACCUCCCUCCCCCCUCGGCUCUAAGCCUGCAGACGGUACGAGUGAAGGUGGAGAAGCGAGGCGCCGGGGAGGCGUGCGCGGCCGCCGUGGGUGCGGGCCUCGCCUCCAAGACGGGCGGCCCGGGUUGCGUCAGCCCCAAAUCGAGUCCCAUUGGGGAGAGACGGCGAGACAGCCGGCGAGACAGCCGGCGAGAUAGCCGAGACUCGACGAUGUCCAGCGGCGCCUCUGACACAGAGGCCCUGGUCCAGCUGCCCCCUGCCCCGAGAGGCCAGAGUGUGGCCAAGCAAGGUGCCGACGACGCCGCCGUCGCUGCCGCCGCAGGCCCCCAGCUCCACUCUCCGGCCCCCCACACCCCGGGGCAGCUCCAAUCCCCGGGGCCUCCGCUGCAGUCUCCGCUGUCACAGCCCCGCUUGCAGUCGCCGUCGCCGCAGCUCCACUCGCCGUCGCCCAAGCUCAAGCUGCAGUCGCCCACCCAACUGCAGCCCGGCGGCGGCGGCAUGAAGAGGGAACCACCUGGCACUCCGAACAGAGCCAGUAAUGAUGGCGGCCCCGCUUCAGCCUCCAAUCUCCAGAAUCAGUCGGCCUUCGAUUUUUGCAGUCCCUUGACUCCGAGCCAGGUCCAAGGAAAGGGGCAGGGAGACCUCUUCCAGGCCCCCAAAGACAGCGGCAGCCCCUUCCCCGAGGCAGAAAUUGUCAACCCAUUCAACUCAAGCACUGGCCCGACCAAGUUGGACUUGGCUGACUCGCAGUUCCAGCCUCUUUCUCUGUCGGACUCGUUGUCCUUCGAUGCCCUGGGAACGCCGUUGCAAGCGCCCCUCACCUCGCCCCAAGAGCAGCGCGUACCCUGUACGCUGGAUGAAGUCCUGGGUCCGCCGCCCACGCCCGAGGCCCGGAAUGACGAGAAGGCUCUGCUCGAGCAGCUGGUCUCCUUCCUCAGCGGCACUGAUGAAAGUGAACUGGCCGAGUUAGACAAAGCCCUGGGCAUCGAUAAGCUGGUGCAGGGUGGCUGCUAUGACCUCAUGCCCCAAAGCUUCCCAACUCAGCAAGUCACUGCCACCGGACUUUCUCUGGACCCCAAGCUGCCCUCCUACACCUCCCAGUUCACGCCGCCCGCUCAGUUUCCGGCCGAACUGGCCACCAUGGGGCAGCAGCAGGCGCUGGGCUACGGGGCCGCCCGGGGGACGUUCCUCGGCGGGGCUCCCGCGGCCGUGGCGGGUCUCCGGCCGGGCAUGAGCCGUCCUCCGCAAGGGAUGGGCCCCCAGCCGCGGCUGCCACCCAACCAGCUCCGGCUGCAACUCCAGCAAAGACUGCAGGGUCCUCAGCAGCUCCAGAACCGUCUGGCACUGAAUACGUUCCCUGGAGGAGGAGGAGGAGGAGGAGGAGGAGGAGGAGGCCAGCACAUGAACAUGGCUGUUCGUCUGGGGGCGCCGCAACCUCAAAUUCCUUCACAGCCUCCAUUAAACGCUCAGAUGCUGGCUCAGCGUCAGAGGGAGCUGUACAGCAUCCAGCACCGCCAGCGUCAGCUUUUCCAGCAGAAGGUCAUGCUGAUGAGACAGAACAUGGCCUCCGCCGCCCCCAUGGGGGGCACCGGCUUCGCCGCCCCGGCCGCAGUCGUCGCCAGGGUCCCGAAAGGGGCCAACAAUAACAACAAUAACAACGCGUCAGCGCCUCAGCAGCAAGCGCAGUUCAACUUCAGCGCCGGCUACAUCCCGGUUUCGGGGAACCCUCCUACCUCACCCGGUCAAUUCAGUGGCCCCAUGCCGGGCGGGGCGCCCAUCCCCGGGAGCCCCCUGGACGGCAAACUGAAUAGCCAGACAACGUUGCUAGGCGGCGUACAGGCUCCUCCCUUCGGUGGCGGCUCCCCGAUGCAGCAGUUUGCGGGCGCAGCCAUGGCCCAGCUGGACCCGCCUUUUCCUCCUGAGAUCAGACCCUCCAGUCCACUGUUGUCGCCUCAGAACUCCACUUCCCAGAGUCCUCUGCUCCAACAAUCUCCACCCCCUGGCUACCAGUCUCCAGAUAUGAAGACCUGGCAGCAGGCCAGCAACAGCCUGUUCAGUCCGUCAUCGCAGCACGGCGGGGGAGGGACGUUUGGCCAGCAGGGGGUGUACAACAACAUGAGCAUCACAGUGUCCAUGGCGGGGGGCUCGGCCGGCGUGGGCUCCUUACCUUCCUUGGGGCAGCCGGUCGGCGGCCUGAACAGCAGCGGCGGCGGCGUAGGCCCGCUGUGUGGCGACCAGCAGGUGCAGCAGGUUCAGCAGUUGCAGCAGGUGCAAGUGUUCGCCGACGUCCAAUGCACCGUCAACCUGGUCGGGGGCGACUCAUAUCUGAGUCAGGGUUCCAUAGCAGCCGCCGCCCAGAAGGGUUCCGGACCCCCGCAGGGCCCCCAGACCAGCCAGGCCCAGCAGAAGAGCCUUCUCCAGCAGCUGCUCACCGAGUGACCCCCGUAGCCACCUCAAACCGUCAGCAGACAGACCACCACUCCCACUUCACUCGUACGCCUCCUCCGGACUCGUGACAGCCUCACCUAACUUCAGGAUGGAUGGACGGCGUCUGGCCGCGGGUGGCGUGUAACCACUUCCCGCGCCGCCGACGCCCACGAGGACGGGCUGGCGUGGGAGGGCGCCGGCGAGCUGCCUGUCUGACAACCUGUCUGUCUGCCUCAGCCUAUUGAAUAGGCAGUGUUGUCUUUGCUGCUCAUCAACCCCCCACCCCAGCGAUCACCCACCCACCUGCUUCCUGGUUUCUGUCCAAUCAGGACACGGGAGUACCUCGCAGGGGCGGUGCCCCCAUCGUCUGGGCUUUUCCGUUCGCUUUUCCGGGAAUGUGACGACAGAAGCUCGGUAUCAGCUGGUUCUGCGACGCUCUCUCUUUGUCAGCUACACAGUGCCUGGUGGAAGUUUGAGCUUCUUCUCCUUCGUUUUUCUUCUUCCACACACACACGAUUAUUCGAUUUGAUUUUUAAUUUUUGAUGUUUUUCCUCGUUGUCGCUCUGCUCUCUUCAUCAUCGUCAUCUCGAUCUGACAACAGCCCGCAAAGGGCACGGUGAAGAUUUUAAGGAUGGGAGACAGACGGGAUGCUGCUCACUUUUUAUUUUGAAACUCUUUACUCUCUUAUUUGUUUUUUUUUUUGUAUUGAGUAUAAAAGACAAAACCCGUGAGAGACUGUUGGGAUCAUUUAUCAGUCGCGUGUUUAUUAGCCCUCACCUCAGCAGCUGUGAAUAUGAGGCCGGCUCGGCCUCCCCUCUCUCUUUUGAUUCUCUCAUUUUCUAUCCCGCGCUAACUCGGCCUAUCAGUGUUGUUUGCCACGCUGGUGUGUGUGUGGCGUUGUACAGUACAGAAGGAAGGACAUUAAAGGGUGACUCAUGACAAAAAAAAUAAAUGGAAAAUGCCCCUUUCACGCCGUGCCGGCAAGUCGAAGCAAGGAAACAAGUUUCUUUUUAUGUUUGCCUGAUUCGACUGCCCUCUUAAGGAUUCUCGAUGUAACACAGGGAUUAAUCAAGAUGGCGACAAACAUCAGCUCUCGAUGCAAAAAUUGUCACAAAUUCAGUCAUAUUUCCCCGAAUACGGCACGAACAUUCAGCCACCGUUUUACAAACUCAACAAGUUAUCCUGGCACCGUCCCUUUCACGCGGUGCUGACAAGGCAAAAUAAGCACCGGUGCUAUGACAUUUGACUAAAUCCGGCACCAGUAAUGGAAUUCAGACUUCCUAUUUGGUAUUGACCAAAGCAGCUUUGGUCCCUCCUUAGUGCAAAAGGGGUAAUAAACAAAACGGCUAUUCACGUCUCGCUGGUGUUUUCGCACCGGUGGUUCUUUUGUUUUUUGUUUUUUUUUCCCUGAAUCCGGCACAAGCACUCGAGCCCUAUUUUACCUACCCAAGAUGGCCACCGGCUCCGUGUGAAAGGAGGCUAUAAAUGCAACAGUUAUCAGAGUCAUACCGUACUGAUAUUUAAAAAAAUAAAUAAAAAUUGCAUCGGAGGAGGAAGUAGUUCCCUGCCCCUCAAAAAAAUGUGAAGAACUUCAUGCAAAUGUUCAAAUAUACCCCAACCCUACAUGGCUGUUUUUGUAGUUUUAAAGCCUUCAAGGAAGCACUUCAGGCACCGCGCCGAAUCAGGUGCGUAUUUUUGAGGUCGUAAUCGGCGGCAAACAUUCUCUCACGCGCCGGCCAAACCGGUUUGUUCAUCUUUUCAUGCCUUGGGUAUUCGCAUCCUGCACUUCAGACUCCCUCAAAAUCGAACGCCACCACCAUGAGAUGUCAUUCCGCGCCCUACCUCAGAGCACUUUUAUGUUACUUGGAUUUUCUUACAAUUACCUCAUCCUCCUCUUUACCAGACACGCAUGGUGCCUGGUUUUCGGACCUCGUUUCACACUGUGAACUCAGCAGUUUCUUCUUCGGUUAUUUUGUUCUUAUUUUAUUUUUUUUACAGUUUUUAUUUUUUGUAUUCUGGUAACGCAGUCUCGAGCUAGCAAAACCGCAACAUGCUCUUUUCGCACAACUUUAGAGACAACUUUUUUUUUUUUCCUUUUGACGACCAUUUCUCCACUUUGCCGAAUUUUUCUAUUUGAACCACUAUGUGGACAAAAGUAUUGGGCCAGGCCGGAAAAAGCUGUGUCCCAAUACUUUUGUCCAAAUAGCGCAGGGGUGGGAUAAGGGUCCUAAAAUUGGUUCUUUAAGAUGCUGUUAUUUUUCUUAAUCGUUGUCAUUAAAAAAAAAGUAAAUAUUA
Messenger RNA from Hippocampus comes (tiger tail seahorse), 8030 nucleotides. RefSeq names its product nuclear receptor coactivator 1 (gene ncoa1). Lineage: Eukaryota; Metazoa; Chordata; Actinopteri; Syngnathiformes; Syngnathidae. The record is from RefSeq and is a predicted model, not a curated record. Gene Ontology annotation, molecular function: protein dimerization activity; nuclear receptor binding. The transcript has 22 exons. Gene Ontology annotation, biological process: positive regulation of transcription by RNA polymerase II; cellular response to hormone stimulus. The coding region runs from base 1227 to 5747 and encodes 1506 amino acids. Gene Ontology annotation, cellular component: nucleus.